Messenger RNA from Prionailurus viverrinus (fishing cat), 4473 nucleotides. Its product is annotated as cytidine monophosphate-N-acetylneuraminic acid hydroxylase. The transcript is spliced from 14 exons. The record is from RefSeq and is a predicted model, not a curated record. Lineage: Eukaryota; Metazoa; Chordata; Mammalia; Carnivora; Felidae. The coding region runs from base 17 to 1714 and encodes 565 amino acids. Gene Ontology annotation, molecular function: 2 iron, 2 sulfur cluster binding.
CUCUGGAGGCCCAGGAAUGAAUGCGUUCCAUUCACCGAUUUCUAGCAAGCAGAAAGUUUCAAGGAGAAGGAGCUGUUUUGUGCUGUUUGACCCCUUCCUACCUGGAAUGGAACAAAGCAUUGAACAGACGACGGAGGUCUUGUUGUGUCUGUCACCCGGAGAAGCUGCUGACCUGAAGGAAGGAAUCAAUUUCUUGAGAAACAAGAAGACCGGCAAAGAUUUCAUUCUGUACAAGAAUAAGAAUCGCGUGAGGGCGUGCAAGAACAUGUGCAAGCAUCAAGGAGGCCUGUUCAUAAAAGACAUCGAAGAUUUAGACGGAAGGUCUGUCAGAUGCACAAAGCACAACUGGAGGUUGGAUGUGAGCACCAUGAAAUACGUCAAUCCCCCAGGCAGCUUCUGUCAAGACGAACUAGUUGUUGAAAUGGAUGAAGAAAAUGGACUUUUACUUCUAGAACUGAAUCCUCCCAAUCCCUGGGAUUCAGAACCCAGAUCUCCUGAACAUUUGGCUUUUGGAGAAGUGCAGAUCACGUACCUCACCCACGCCUGCAUGGACCUCAAGCUGGGAGACAAGAGGAUGGUGUUUGACCCCUGGUUAACGGGUCCUGCGUUCGCCCGAGGCUGGUGGCUGCUGCACGAGCCUCCGUCUGAUUGGCUGGAGAGGCUGUGCCAGGCAGACUUGAUUUACAUCAGUCACAUGCACUCAGACCACCUGAGUUACCCCACACUGAAGGAGCUGGCUGGGAGAAGACCGGAUAUUCCCAUUUACGUUGGAAACACGGAAAGACCUGUAUUUUGGAAUCUGAAUCAGAGCGGUGUCCAGUUGACCAAUAUCAAUAUAGUGCCGUUCGGAAUAUGGCAGCAGGUAGACAAAAAUCUUCGAUUCAUGAUCUUGAUGGAUGGCGUUCAUCCUGAGAUGGACACUUGCAUUAUUGUGGAGUAUAAAGGUCAUAAGAUACUUAAUACAGUGGACUGCACUAGACCCAAUGGGGGAAGGUUGCCUGAGAAGGUUGCUCUAAUGAUGAGUGAUUUUGCUGGAGGAGCAUCAGGCUUUCCGAUGACUUUCAGUGGUGGAAAAUUUACCGAGGAAUGGAAAGCCCAAUUCAUUAAAGCAGAGAGGAAGAAGCUCUUGAACUACAAGGCCCGGCUGGUGAAGGACCUACAACCCCGAAUUUAUUGCCCCUUUGCUGGGUAUUUUGUGGAAUCUCACCCAUCAGACAAGUAUAUUAAGGAAACAAACAUCAAAAAUGACCCAAAUGAACUCAACAAUCUUAUCAAGAAAAACUCUGAUGUGGUAACGUGGACCCCACGGCCUGGAGCCACUCUCGAUCUGAGUCGGAUGCUAAAGGACCCGACAGACAGCAAGGGCAUCAUAGAGCCUCCAGAGGGGACCAAGAUCUACAAGGAUUCCUGGGACUUUGAACCCUAUUUGAACAUCUUGAAUGCUGCUGUAGGAGAUGAGAUAUUUCUUCACUCAUCCUGGAUAAAAGAAUACUUCACCUGGGCGGGAUUUAAGGAUUACAACCUGGUGGUCAGGAUGAUUGAAACAGAUGAGGACUUCAGCCCUUUUCCUGGAGGAUAUGACUAUUUGGUUGACUUUCUAGACUUAUCCUUUCCAAAAGAGAGACCAAGCCGGGAACACCCGUAUGAGGAACUCUCCGUGUCUCCUAGAUGCAUGGCCACUGCAGUCCACCUCCUCCUGCUCCAAUCUGGAUGAGCUCCUCUGGGUCUCUACAGAUCUGUCACCCUGCGACGUCCCUUACCUGCCUCCAGACCCCGGCCAGGUCCCAACCUUCUUUGCUUUUACACUUUCUGCUUAAGUCACUGCCACAGAAGGGAUGCGUGGGAGCUGAACUUUACAUAGUUUCCUGCCUCGCGUCGCAAGGCAGUUUAGCCGAGCGCACGACGCUGGCUAGCAGGUUACCUUGCGUGGACGUGGAGGGCGUUGCUCCUUUGGCCUCUCCCCGUGUGCCCCGCUGCUUACCGCAGGCUGAUCUUUCUUCCUUUGUAAGUGACUUUGGACAAGUAAGGGAUUCAUCUGUAUUUACCAGUGACAAGACCUUUCCCCAGCUGGUGUAGGGCUCUCUGUGCCUGUAUAGGACUUGUCAUCGGCGGGCUUUACCUAAAGUCAGGGAUCACAUGCUUCAGUGCUCACCGCUGGCUCAAGGCAGGUUGGAAACAGGAGAGCAGGGUGGGGACUAUCACGUGGAAGGGGGCAGCGCCUGAUGAGCCCCAGCUGAUCGGAAUAUUCCAGAGAACUCGGAAGCCUGGAUUUUUAUGUGAAAUACCCAGAUUUACGAAUGAGCACAAAACUAACUCAGUUUGUUAAAAAGGGACCGCGGGCUCUAUGACCCGCGAGCUAGGCUGUUUGGUCAGGGGGUCACCAGUUUAAGUUAUGGGGGUGAACAGCUAGCUGUUAGGUCGGGGGUCCCCUAAGCUCCAAAGUGUGGAGCUCCUGGCUUUGGGACAUCACGAGGAAACCACCCCCUUGGGCUCCCGCCAGAAUCCAUUCCAUUUACUCAGAGAACUGUCUGAAGGUAUUCAGUGAGAACAGCGCGUAGGGCCAUAGGAACAGGUCAGCGGUUGCAUGUACGUCAUGCUGUGUGUCCUCACAUCGCCCUUGGGACCCACCUCUGCCCCCUGCACGUCUGGACGCCCCUCCCCACGCGCUCUGGGACUCUGCAGACUCUGUCUUUGGUUGCCCCUCAUCAGCCUACAUUCCAGAUUGAAGUUAGUUGAAAUCUCUUGCUGGUCAACGACUCCCUUUGUUUCCUGUUCCGUGACAGCUGAUACCUGUAUACGUGCGUUGUGAACACGCUGGUUGGGCCUGAGAGUGCACAGAACACAGGUGGUUUAUUGCGCGUGACCGGUCCAUCUUUUCAAACUGAAGUCCUUUCUCCAUUCCUGUGACUCUGCCCCUGGGGUUUUUUCGCUUCCCGACUCUUCUCCUGCAUUCUUCCAGGGCCUCUCUUUCUCCAGGCAUCACUUAAAGUUCUUGUUUCCCCCCUGGGGUUCUGUGUUCAAAUCAUUCUUCCUCCCGCGCCUCCUCCUGGGCGAUCUCGUCUGCUGGUACCGCGUCUCCGCUAAUGAGUCCAAAAUCUGUAUGUCCUGCCCCACAACACGCUCGGGCUUGAGAUUCUUUCCAGUCAGCGGCCCGCCCGAUAUCGCCACCCCAUCUCCAAAUCCUCAUCACCUCCUUUUCAACCUGUUCAAACUCCAGCUCAUCCUCUUCCUUCUCUAGAACCGCUCUUUCUUUUCUGGAUUUUUGGCAGCACUGACCCCCGACGAUGAGCCACGCUUGACACGGUGGCCCUUUCCCUCACCCCCAAAACUCAUCAGUCACCAGGACCUUCCCAUCUGUACCCCAAAUCCUUCUCAGUUGUGUCCCCCGGUCUUCUGUGUGCUCUUCUCCAGAUUGAAAGGUUAGAAAGGCCAUCUCCUUGUCUGGUAUGAGGAACGAGACCUCAGGCUCACGAGGGGCAGGCUCAUCCCGGCCCAACUGCAGUCACGUUUCUAAAUCUUCUGGUGGAAGAACAGAGCCGCUGAGCUGUGUCCGCGCUCACAGCGGAUGUCAUCUUUUUGGAGGGAAGGUGCAGGCGAGACAAGUAAACCACGGUGUCCAUCUCGUCACCCUACGUCACGUAAUGGCGUGUCAUUUCCGGAAGUUGGCGUCUAGUGGCUUCCGUGUGCUGUUUCCCAGGGACAAAUCCGACGCCCGAUACCGAGAAAGCUCCUGGUGACCUUUAGCGCUGGUGCGGCUGCCGUGUCGAAGCCACCGCGGAUCUUUGCACACUUCUUUUUAUAAAUGAUAUCAGUUUUUUCUCCCAACAGUCCUGUAAGAGAGGAAACUGAGGCUGAGCCAGGUUAAGGUCACCUGAGUAGUAAGCCCUCGGCUGACGCUCCAAACCAUCUCUGCUUGUCUGCUAAUCCUGAACUCUUCUGACGCCUGCCCCGAGCUUCCGUGUCGGGAGUUGAGAUUCUCGAAAGGGAAGGGCCUGACCCCCUACCUGAGGUGGUCUUGCUGUGAGGCAGGCCCGAAACCCGCAGACGGCCGGAGACCCGGACGCUCGGCUGUGCCGCAGAAUGUUCCGGCGGGAGACUGGAACGCGCCACUUUGAGAAUAACACUGUAGCGCCCACUUGUGCGGAAAGCUUACCGUGCAGCAGGAGUCUUGGAUGUGCGUCAACUCAGUUAAUCUCACAGCCACCCUCGGAGGAGGGUUCCGUCAUCUGCGUUCUGUAGAUGAGGAGACUGAGGCACAGAGCGGUUGCUAAUUCCACACGCUGGAACGUGGAUUUCGAGCCAGCGAUGUGACUGUGCCACGAGGCUUGCUUCCCCAGCUCCAGAUCCCUUUCCCGUUUCCUUCCCUCACUUCCUGCUGAGCUCAGGUCCCUUCUCUCCAACCAACCCCCCACCCACACCCCGGCCUGUGACAUCUACUGUGACUGCCCGGGUCCCUGCCGUCCCAGACAGCUG